Molecule: messenger RNA, 973 nt
Organism: Moneuplotes crassus
Lineage: Eukaryota; Ciliophora; Spirotrichea; Euplotida; Euplotidae
Source: the annotation of a GenBank genome assembly
UAUAAAUUGUUAGAUAUCUGAAAUGUCAGCUUCUCAUAACUCUCCUUCAAGCCAAGUAGCAUUGCCUGAUCCCAGCAAGAUGUAUGCUCUUGAUUUUAAGAAUCUGGACAGCUCCUCGGUCAAGAACAAGUUUGUAGGUAAAAAGUCUAAGAAUCGGCAGUCGCAAGGUAAUAUGAAAGGAUUUGGACAAUUGCCACCGACCUUUAGCCCCAGUCAGCAGGAUCUUUAUAUUAAAUAAGCUACGGAGAAAUAUUAUGAGGAAACAGAAGAUUACUCUAGACCCUAAUACGAAGCCAAUGACGUUAGUAAAACCCCAAAACCUGAUCAUUAAAAGCUCUAUUCUUGGAUUAAAAUCUAAAAGAACACUCUAGAGCACUCUUUUAAUGGAGAACAGGAAGCUUCUCUUCAUAAACCUCAAAAUAAUGAAUCUCGGAGAUGUCUUGAAAGAAAAUAUCCAAAUAUGCACAUAAAAGUGAAAUGAAAUGCUAAAAAGAAGAGUAGAAAUUACGCCUCCCAGUCCAAGACUGAUAAUAAUAAGAUAAGCUCAAAAUACCAAAAUCUUCCCAAAAUCCAUUCAAUAGCUCCUUCACCCCCUGCAAAUCCCUUCGAGAAGCCAUCCCUCCAAAGGCUAAGAAAGAAGUCCAAAUUCUGAAGGAACAUCAAUAAACCAUUCCCAAGCUUAAGCUUCAAGAAACCCCGUAUGAAUAAGUACCAGAUUUAUGGCUUGGAGGAGAGCCGGCUGGCUGGUACAAAGAAGAAGUCCGUUCAAGAGAGAGGGUGAGUUAGUAGUGUAAAGGAUCAAUAUUGGGAUGGAUAUAGUUUUGAAAACAGGAGAUAUUCCAGAGAUAGCUCUGGUCUUAGACUUAUGGAUGUGAUCCCAGCCAAGAGUGAUCAUCAGUAUAUCAAAAGAAGACAGAAAAUGACAGAUCUGUGACAAUCUAUGGUAUAAUUUUUCAAUAAAAGGUACUUAAAA